UUGCUCUUGCAAGAUCAGCGAGAGCGCGCGCGCCGCAGUAGUAGCUUCUCCAAGAACCCUAACCCUAGCCACCAAAACCCUAGCAAGGAGAAUAUCCCAAGGAACAAGGAUACGCACAAGCCACGUGUACAUUUUCGAUUGGUUGGAAGCCUUUGCGUCAUCCAUUCGAGAGGAGGAAGAUCAAGGCGCUCGAGGCAGCGGCGAGGGUUGGAUCAAAGAAUCUAUGGCAAUGGCGACCGCCGUGACUGGCACCUCCACCGCAGUGCUCCAGAGACAAUUCCUCGGAUCAGGCCUCCGGAUUCGUCCACAGCACGCGCGCGCGGCUCUCCACACCACAGCCAUAAUCUCGUCCAAGCUCGCCAAGGAGGAGCUGGAGAGUGGAAUUGGCUACAAUGCGCUCGCGGGGGCGGUGUUCGCGGCGCUGGCCAGCGUAGAGUCCGCGAGCGCGGCACAGCAAGCGGUGGCGGAGCUCGCGGCCGGGGCGGACAGCGAUUCCAGGGGAUUGGCGCUGCUCGUCCCUCUCGUCCCGGCGGUGGGAUGGGUGCUCUUCAACAUCCUCCGCCCGGGGCUCAACCAAUUCGAGAGGAUGAAGAACGCCAAGGGGGUGGCGAUUGGAUUGGGCGGCCUGGGCGCCAUGGCAGCACUAGCAGCUUCCACUCCGCCUCACGCCGCCGCCGCCGCCGCCAGGGAGAUCGCCGAGCUCGCGGAGAGCGAUUCCCGGGGCCUGGCCGUGCUGGGCGUUCUCGUCCCAGCGAUCGGAUGGGUGCUCUACAACAUCCUCCGGCCGGCAUUGAAUCAGUUCGAUCGGAUGAAGGCGUCCAAGGGGGUGAUCGGGGCGAUUGGCAUUGGAGCGGCGGCGGCGGCGGCGGGGCUGGGUGGCGCGCCCGAGACGGAGGCCGCGGCGGCGCAGGAGAUCGCGAGCAUCGCCGAGAGCGACAACCGGGGACUGCUGCUGCUGCUGGUGAUUCUUCCCGCGAUUGGAUGGGUGCUCUUCAACAUCUUGAAGCCGGCACUGAACCAGCUCAACAACAUGAAAUCCAAGUGAUCGAUCGAGGCGAAACGAAAGAGAUUUCUUCGAGAGCGUUCGCUUUAAAAAUAUAAACAUGUAUAAAAUAGGGCAUAUGUAACAAAGGAAAAACCCUCCUGAUUGAUA
Selaginella moellendorffii is the source of this 1153-nucleotide messenger RNA. Its product is annotated as photosystem II core complex proteins psbY, chloroplastic. The coding region runs from base 224 to 1045 and encodes 273 amino acids. The record is from RefSeq and is a predicted model, not a curated record. Gene Ontology annotation, molecular function: manganese ion binding. Gene Ontology annotation, cellular component: chloroplast thylakoid; membrane; photosystem II. The transcript is spliced from 2 exons. NCBI's taxonomy places the organism in Eukaryota, Viridiplantae, Streptophyta, Lycopodiopsida, Selaginellales, Selaginellaceae. Gene Ontology annotation, biological process: cell redox homeostasis; photosynthesis.